CUCGGAGUUUUACGGCGAAGCAGGCAGGGCUGCGGUGCUGGGAGCCCCGAGCCCGUGCUGCCCGCACCGCCGCCUGCAGCCACAGUAUCAAGAGGACACACGUGGAUCCCCAGGACAAUGAGGUCAUAUCAGAAGUUGAGGACAUCGGUGCCACAGCUGGUAUUGAGCCAGGAGGAGGAGGAGGAGGAGAAUUCAACCACCCCGACAGCUGCUGGCCGCAGCAAGCUGGCCCCAUGGUGGGUGGGCAGCGGGCUGCUGAUCACCGCCGUGCUGCUGAGCACCAUCACCGUCUGGGUGCUGCGACAAGUAUCCAGGGGCUGGCAUGGCCCUGCACCACCUUCCCAAUGCCACCUGGUCCCUGAGAGCCACCGCUAUGACUGCUACCCCGAGAGGAGCGUGGUGGUGACCCAGGAGCUGUGCGAGAGCCGGGGGUGCUGCUUCAUCGAGACCCUCCCUGCAGUGGGGGGCAAACGUGGGGUGCCCUGGUGCUUCUAUCCACCCAACUUCCCCAGCUACGUGGUGCAGAGCCUCAACCAGACGGCGCUGGGUAUGACGGGGCUGCUGGUGCGCAGGGAGAAGGCCUAUUACCCCAAGGACAUCCAGGUUCUGAGGAUGGAUGUGGAGUUCCAGACGAACACACGGCUGCGCAUCAAGAUAACCGAUGCAGCCAAGCCCCGGUAUGAGGUGCCCCUGGAAGUUCCCCGAGUGAUGAAGAGAGCAGAAAACCCCAUCUACAGCCUGGAAUUCUCCCAGGAUCCCUUUGGGGUGCUGCUGCGGCGCCAAGGGACAGGGACAGUGCUGCUCAACACCACCGUGGCUCCCCUGAUCUUCGCUGAUCAGUUCCUGCAGAUCUCCACCACGCUGCCCUCCAGGUUCCUGUAUGGGUUGGGGGAGCACCGCAGCACGCUGCUGCACAGCCUCGACUGGAACACCCUCACCCUCUGGGCCCGUGAUGUGGCCCCCACGGAAUCCUUCAAUCUGUACGGCGCUCACCCCUUCUACCUGCUGAUGGAGGAGGGCGGCGAUGCCCACGGGGUUUUCCUCCUCAACAGCAAUGCCAUGGAGGUGGCCUUGCAGCCUGCCCCGGGCCUGACCUGGAGGACCAUUGGAGGUGUGCUGGACUUCUACAUCUUCCUGGGGCCUGACCCCAACAUGGUCAUCCAGCAGUACCAGGAGGUGAUAGGUUUCCCAGCCAUGCCGCCGCUCUGGGCGCUUGGCUUCCACCUCUGCCGCUGGGGCUACGGCUCCAGCAAUGAGACCUGGCAGACUGCAAGGGCCAUGAGGAACUACCAGAUCCCACAGGAUGCUCAAUGGAACGACAUUGAUUACAUGGAUGGGUACCGGGACUUCACCUUCGAUCCCCAGAAAUUUGCCUCUCUCCCCUCACUGGUAGAAGAUCUCCACAAGCAUGGGCAGCACUACGUGAUGAUCUUGGACCCCGGCAUCAGCAGCACCAGCCCACGUGGUUCCUACUGGCCUUUCGAUGAAGGCUUGAGACGGGGUUUGUUCCUAAACACCACCCAGGGGCAGCCACUGAUUGGGCAGGUCUGGCCAGGCUACACUGCCUUCCCCGACUUCUCCAACACAGACACACACCAGUGGUGGCUGGAGAACCUGCAGCGCUUCCACACCCAUGUGCCCUUCGAUGGCCUCUGGAUCGACAUGAACGAGCCAUCCAACUUCAUGGAUGGGUCUGAAGAGGGCUGCCCGCCCGGAGAGCUCGACAGCCCCCCGUACACGCCGGCUGUGCUGGGCAAUUCCCUGUCCGCCAAGACGGUGUGUGCCUCAGCGAAGCAGAACGCCUCGGUGCACUACAACCUGCACAACCUCUACGGGCUGAAGGAAGCCGAAGCGACGGCGAGCGCCCUGAUCCAGAUCCGAGGAAAGCGUCCCCUUGUUAUCUCCCGCUCCACCUUCCCCAGCCAGGGCCGGUACUCGGGACACUGGCUGGGUGACAACCGGAGCCAAUGGAAGGACAUGUAUUACUCCAUCCCAGGGAUGCUGAGCUUCAGCCUGUUUGGGAUCCCUCUGGUGGGGGCCGACAUCUGCGGCUUCUCUGGCAGCACCUCGGAGGAGCUGUGCACCCGCUGGAUGCAGCUUGGGGCCUUCUACCCCUUCUCCCGCAACCACAACACCCAGAACGAGAAGGCCCAGGACCCCACAGCUUUCAGCCCCUCAGCAAGGACAGCCAUGAAGGACGUGCUGCUCACCCGCUACUCCCUCCUGCCCUUCCUCUACACGCUUUUCCACCGUGCCCACCUGCAGGGGGAAACCGUCGCCCGACCUUUGUUCUUUGAGUUCCCCUGGGAUGUGGCCACAUAUGGCUUGGACAGGCAGUUCCUGUGGGGCCAGAGCUUGCUGGUGACCCCGGUGCUGGAACCUGGAGCAGACUCGGUGUUGGGCUAUUUCCCCCAAGGCGUGUGGUACGACUUCUACACGGGCUCCUCUGUGAACAGCAGUGGGGAGAUGUUGAAGCUGUCAGCCCCCCUGGAUCACCUCAACCUCCAUCUCCGGGAGGGUUCCAUCCUGCCCACACAGAAACCCGGGACCACCAGCAAGGCCACCCGAGGGAACCCGCUGCUUCUCAUUGUGGCCCUGUCCCCACGUGCCACUGCCUGGGGGGACCUCUUCUGGGAUGACGGCGAGAGCCUGGACACCUUCGAGCAGGGCAACUACUCCUACCUGGUCUUCAAUGCCACAGAGAACAUCUUCACCUCCAACGUCCUCCAUGCCAGCACCGAGGCCAACUAUGUCACCGUUGAUACAGUGAGAUUCUAUGGAGUGCAGGAGCCGCCCAGCAAGGUCCUCCUAGAUGGGCAGGAGAAGCCCUUCUUCUACCUGGACAACCAGGUCCUCACCGUCAGCGGCCUCGGGCUCAGGCUCAGCCAGGGCUUUACCCUGCAGUGGCUGUGAGCUGGGGGGCACGGGGCUGCCUUGCUAUGACCUACUGUGCACGUUCCUGCUCCAGCCCUCGGAGCCAGGAUGGUAACACAGGGGCUGUCAUCUGUCAUCACCCGCUGCUGCAGAUGGGGGGCAGGGGAUG
Messenger RNA from Lagopus leucura (white-tailed ptarmigan), 3043 nucleotides. Its product is annotated as lysosomal alpha-glucosidase-like. Gene Ontology annotation, molecular function: alpha-1,4-glucosidase activity; carbohydrate binding. The record is from RefSeq and is a predicted model, not a curated record. The transcript has 20 exons. Gene Ontology annotation, biological process: carbohydrate metabolic process. NCBI's taxonomy places the organism in Eukaryota, Metazoa, Chordata, Aves, Galliformes, Phasianidae. Bases 118 to 2913 code for a protein of 931 amino acids.